AAUUUUUGAAGCUAUAAAUUCAUAAUUUAUCAUUAUGUAAAGGAAUCCUGCAUUUUUUUUUUCUACAAAUUACACGUUACAAAAUAAUUAAAAUAAUCUUUCAAAAAAAAAAAUUUAAAACAGUAAAUUUUAAAAAAAAUGGGAGAAGAUGAACACCUAGGCAUUAACGGCGCACCUUCGAAGACUAUUUCAGCAGCUAAACCCCUCCCAAAUUUUCAACACUAAUUCCUCCCAAACUCAAAAUCCCCACAGAUUUCUCUGCUCUUUUGAUCUCUACGAAUUCAGAUCAAAAUAUCAAGGCAUUAUCAGAAAUGGCUGAUCAGAAAAAGCAGUUCACCAAGGUCAACCAGCUGCGCCCGUUGGACACCGGGCUCAAUCUAACCGUAAAUGUUAUCAGUGCAAAGAUGGUAGCACAGAGAGGCCGGAAUCAAGGCCGGUUUUCCGAGUGCUUGGUUGGAGAUGAGACAGGAAUCAUCAUUUUCUCUGCGAGAAACGAUCAAGUGGAUCUGGCGAAGGAGGGCAACACCCUCGUCCUCACGAACGCAAAGAUCGACAUGUUCAAGGGGUCGAUGAGGCUAGCCGUGGACCGCAGUGGCCGUGUUGAAGUUGGGGAGGCUGCCGGCUUCUCCGUGGACAAGAGCAACAACCUGUCGUUGAUCGAGUUCGAACGGAUCGAUGUCGUUGUCUGAGAGACAGUUUGUAGGUGCAGUCUUUCAAUUUAGAAGCUCUGCUUGUGCGAGACAUUUUUGCCUACAACUUGUACCGCCGGAGACAUGUUUUUAUUCUCUCAAAACUAUGAGCUCAUAUUUAUUGCGUUGUGUUUUUAUCA
Salvia miltiorrhiza (redroot sage) is the source of this 829-nucleotide messenger RNA. RefSeq lists its product as uncharacterized. The transcript is spliced from 3 exons. The record is from RefSeq and is a predicted model, not a curated record. Bases 312 to 689 code for a protein of 125 amino acids. NCBI's taxonomy places the organism in Eukaryota, Viridiplantae, Streptophyta, Magnoliopsida, Lamiales, Lamiaceae.